UUAUUUACUUGAAUCUCUCAGACCUGAGAUUGCAGUUUUUUUUGUUUUUUGGGGAGGAAGUUGCAAGCUUGUUUUUUCGGUCAGUUGUCUUCUUACCUUCCCUCAGGACAGAAGAUGAGUCUUUUGAUUUCUUACUGAUGUCUUCCCCUGUGCAUCAGCUUACGGACGAAAGCAUCUGAGGAUCUGAGCAGCAGUUUGUUAGAGGGGAAACUUCUAUUUGUGGGGGAAAGAUCUGUUUUGGAUCGUCCUAUCAACUGUGCGUUAACGUACACGUACCUUUCUUGUGGAGCCUGUACUAGAUAAACCUACACCAUCACCCUCCUCUCUCUCUCUCUCUCUCUCUCUCUCUCUCUCUCACUCUUUCUCUGGCUCUUUGAGUGCAUAGUUGUACUGGACUUCCUUGGUGCACGGAUCUUCUCAUUAAAUAUAUACGUCAGGAAUUGGUUUCUAAGCAGUGGUUGUCAGUGAAAGGGUGAGGAGGACCAAGUGGGGAAAGGCAAGAAAGAGCAAAAAAAAAAAGAAGAAGAGCAAGAACAAGACUGCUAGAAGCAUCUCGAACCUUGUGAAGUAGCUUCUUCGUCCUCCAAGUGUCAGUUUUAAUAAGCUCUAUUAUAGCGAUAUACUAAAUUAUACAAAAGAACUGUGAGCCUGAGAGAGGGGAAACAAGAAGGAUUCCGCCGGGUUGCCGUAGCUGAGCUCGAGAAGUUAAAAGAAGCUACGUAAGGAAGCGUUUCCUCACUGCCAGAGAGCCCCUGACUCCUCGCUCAAGAUGAUGAUGUAUUUGUGGGGUAAUCAGGACGCCCCAGCACCCCCAGAAACCAUGGCCCAGCCCUACCCAUCAGCCCAAUUCGCUCCCCCUCAGAACGGCAUUCCUGCUGAGUACACGCCGUCCCACCCUCACCCUCACCCGACUCCGGACUACUCGGGCCAGACCCCCGUGGCAGAGCACGCGCUGACCAUGUACACCCCUGCCCAGACGCACAGUGAGCCCAGCGGACCAGACAACAGCGUACAGGUGGUCUCUGGCACAGCCACACAGACAGACGAUUCAGCACAGACAGACAGACAACUGCAAACACAGUCAUCUGAAAACACAGAAAACAAAUCACAGCCCAAGAGGCUCCACGUCUCCAACAUCCCCUUCAGGUUCAGAGAUCCAGACCUCAGGCAAAUGUUUGGUCAAUUUGGUAAAAUCUUAGAUGUUGAAAUCAUAUUUAAUGAACGAGGAUCGAAGGGUUUUGGUUUCGUAACUUUCGAAAAUAGUGCCGAUGCGGACAGGGCCAGAGAGAAAUUACACGGCACGGUGGUAGAAGGUCGUAAAAUAGAGGUUAACAAUGCAACAGCACGGGUAAUGACGAAUAAAAAGGCCGUCACCCCAUAUGCAAACGGCUGGAAGUUGAAUCCAGUCAUGGGUGCAGUCUACAGCCCAGAAUUCUAUGCAGUGCCAGGCUUCCCAUACCCAGCAGCCACAGCGGCAGCGGCGUACAGAGGGGCACACUUAAGAGGAAGAGGGCGCACCGUUUACAAUACGUUCCGGGCAGCUGCGCCUCCCCCACACAUCCCAGCCUAUGGAGGUUUUGUUUACCAGGAUGGAUUUUAUGGUGCAGAUAUUUAUGGUGGUUAUGCUGCCUACCGAUACACUCAGCCUGCUACUGCUACCGCCGCUGCCUACAGUGACAGUUACGGACGAGUUUAUGCUGCCGACCCCUACAACCACGCACUUGCUCCAGCAGCCGCAUACGGCAUUGGUGCCAUGAAUGCUUUCACUCCCUUGACUGAUGCCAAGACCAGAAGCCACGCCGACGAUGUGGGUCUCGUUCUUUCUUCUUUGCAGGCUAGUAUAUACCGAGGUGGAUACAGUCGUUUUGCGCCAUACUAAAAAAACAAACAAAAAAAAAAAACUUUCAAAACCUAUUGAGAAUCUUCCUGUGGGGGUAACGGAGGAGUAAUUCAGAGGCCUGGGUAUUGCAAUACAUGCAGUAGUGCAUCAUUUUAGCAUCUCUUAAGAGAGAGAAGACAAAAACGGAUAUUUUUCAUCUUAUACCUCAGAUAUUUUGUGCUGUGUAUUUUAAUAUUGUGGGUUUUUCAUUUCUAAAGAUUACAUAGAUCGUUGGCUGUAGAGGUUUCUGUGGUGAUCUAGAGAGCUGCUAGAUUUUAAAAAGAUUAAAAAAAUUAAAUAAGAUAAAAAUUGUUAGGGCUUUAUCAUGUAAAUGAGUUAUGUAUGAUAAAUAUUCAAGUCACUUCGGGGUUAUCAUAUUCUGUAAGGGUGUAAGUGACUAGAGUCGUCCAGUGGUUUCUGCUUCCAUUUGACAUCGCCUUUUGUCUUUCUUUUGGUUUCUUUUGUUUCUGGGUUCUGUGCCGUGAAGGAGGCGUGUGCAGGGGGUUGUGGGUAGGAGUAGAUGCGGGCGUGGUGGGCGAAGGACCGGGGGCUGGCGGUAAAGUCGGUGUAGUUCCCCCGAGUGCAGUGAAGACACAGAGCCGGUCAAAGAGACCACUGAGGUAUCGAUUAUUUAAGCUGUCUCAUAUCAGUCAUUACUCAAAGCCAAAGGUUAUGUUCCUGGGGUGUUCAGUGUGUAUAUUUAGACUAUACAAAGCAGCUCGUAGAAACUCCCCAAAAAUUCCCCAUGACAGUAUUUUACUGUUUAACUAUUAGCUAGUCCUUAAGACAGACCCGCGCUAGUUUAGGCCUACCACCAGAUGUUCUUUUUAUAUUACAGUACUUCCAGUACGUCGAUUGAUAUAAAUGCUGACUUUUAUAAUACGGGAGAGAUGAAACACGAAAAAAAAAAAAAAAAAAACGGCGACAGUAGCGCCGUUUAUUUUAUUAUUAUUUUUUUCUGUUUUUUUGUUUUUGUUUGUUUGUUUGUUUUUUUGUUUGUUUUUUUUCAGUUUUUUCUCAGAAGUUAAGAAACUCUGAUUAUUUGUACAAGACGAGAGUGGGAAAAAAAUUAACUAACAGUGUAUUAAAUUUGAUCUGUGCAGUGAAAAUGUUCUCUUAUACGAAAAACACAACUGUAUAAUGUUUUAGAUUUAGUGUGGUAGACCAGCUGUUAGAGAAAGGCGUCUCAUUUUUUAUGGAAUCAUACACAGAUUUAUAUCAACACUUUACAAGUAAUGCAAUCAUUAUGUAGAUAUAAUCAUAGUAUUUUUGUCAACUGUACAAUUUUGCACACACAUCCUGCAAUUUUUUUCCAUCACUACUACUACUACUUCUCGAUUGUGGGACGUUCUGUUGUCUUUUGGCUCUUUUGGUUCUUUUGGUUUUGAGAUCAUUUUCAAUGUGACAUCCUUUGUACUAUUAUUUUCUAGAACACAGCCUUUACACUUUGAAACUGUUUGAUUAUCGAGAACCUGAGAAAUAUAUGACUUGUGAAAAAGAGAUCUAUAUGUAAAUAGGAAUAAUGAGAACUAUGUCAUUUACAAGUGCUACACAAACAAGCUGUCGAGGUGUUCUUGAAGAGUCGCAGCUUGGCUGUGCAUAUGCGAAGACUUCCCUUCAUGUUGUUUACAAGUAUACCUAAUUAGAGGUGUUUGUCACAUAUCUUUUUUUUUUUCUUUUGUAUUUAUAAAAGUUUAAAUUGCAUAAAAUACAAACAAAAGAGCAGCUCCAAUUUAUCCGGCUGCGAAUAUCCUCUUGUGUACUGUGUGCCUCACAUCACACAACUCGGCAAAAAUAUCUUACCCACUGCUGUGAUUCUGCUCUUUCUGCUUUAAGUACGUGUUGUGGACCGGCUUUCUCCUUGUCACUGUAUGUGCAUGCACUAUGAUCUGCAUAACAAUAACCAUCAAUAAAGUUUCUCAAGAUAACGGGAA
Molecule: messenger RNA, 3813 nt
Organism: Carassius auratus (goldfish)
Lineage: Eukaryota; Metazoa; Chordata; Actinopteri; Cypriniformes; Cyprinidae
Product: RNA binding protein fox-1 homolog 1-like
Exons: 12
Coding region: 770-1879 (369 amino acids)
Biological process (GO): nervous system development; regulation of alternative mRNA splicing, via spliceosome
Cellular component (GO): nucleus; cytoplasm
Molecular function (GO): mRNA binding
Source: RefSeq, a predicted model, not a curated record